Molecule: messenger RNA, 4173 nt
Organism: Microsporum canis CBS 113480
Lineage: Eukaryota; Fungi; Ascomycota; Eurotiomycetes; Onygenales; Arthrodermataceae
Product: JmjC domain-containing histone demethylation protein 1
Exons: 2
Coding region: 1-4173 (1390 amino acids)
Biological process (GO): protein demethylation; regulation of transcription by RNA polymerase II
Molecular function (GO): histone demethylase activity; zinc ion binding; transcription coregulator activity
Source: RefSeq, a predicted model, not a curated record
AUGGCUCCUCCGGCCUCCUUUGGUGCUCAUCCUACCAACCGCCCGUCGCACUACCGCACUCCGUCCCCUCCUCGACACGGCAUCGAGCCUCUCUCCCCCGGUAACCCUUUCACCCCUUCUUUGAUAUCUGCUUCCGUCCAACGUCGUGAUCUUUCGGGGAAAUCAGCUGCCAAAUUCUCCGGGCGAGAUGAUGAACCUGCUUCCACGGACGAAGCGCGGAGACAUGGCCGCCAUCGUUCCAUCGACGGCGUUGCGCAUCUCCAUCACCACCAGAACCAUCGCCAUCAACAAGUACUACCACAUCAACACCAUCAACAUUCCCCGGGCAGGCCCGGAGGCCACGCCAGAUCCAGAUCUACCAUCGACACUCUUGCUACAAUAGCUCUUGCUACCAGUCCUACUUUCUCUCCGCUCACCUAUGACGGCCCGGAUCAGCCAACCAUCUCACCACUCGCACAUCACGAUUCGGCUGAUACAGACGAGAGACCCUCGAAACGAGCAAAAUCUGAAAAGGCGCCCUUGUCGAGCUGGCAUAGGCCGGCAACGAGCCAUGUCUCCACUCUCGACAGCAUGAAGACGGAUGCCGAAUUACUUCUCAAUUUCGCCAGACCUGCCAACUCUCCUCCUUUUCCGCCUCACGGCACCCUAUCUAGAAACGUAGACAACACCACCCACUCCCGGAACCACCCGUGGCGCGGCCAUGCCUCCGCCAUCUCCAUCCAUGAUCAGGGCAAUGUCUUACGUGACAGAGGUCCUUCGGCCUGGACCGAAGCAGCAGGCAUGAACGGCGUCCCGCCGGCCAGGCUACGAUCUCAGUCAGAUGGCGCUGCUGUCCUCUCCAGACCUUCCAUGAACGCUCUUCUCCCCGAUUCAAUAAUACAUUCUUCCGCCAUAGGACCCGUACUCGAAGACGACCAGGAGGAAGAUCGGAUUGCGAAGAAAAAUGUUACCUGGAUGCAAGACACACCUACCGUGCAAUCUGCUAAACCUUCACAGGACAAGGAACCCACUAUAUCCGGGCCGCAGACGAAGCACAAGGCGGCCGAAGGUAACUCAACCGGCCAGACAAAUUGCGCAGCCUGUAAUCGCGAUCGAAUUCCGGUCGAGACUGGAGGAGACGACACGGAAGUUACCUGGGUAAAUUGCGACGGGUGUGAUCGAUGGUUCCAUAUCGUCUGCUGUGGCUUCAAUGCCCACGAGAUAAGGACUGUAGACAAGUUCAUCUGCUCCCAAUGCCAUCCAAUACACGGCCCAACAACCUUUGUCCGCAAGUCCACUCGUCCACGGACUGCCAUCGAUUAUGCCGGUCUAAACCAAGGAUUUGUCAAACCGCCAUCAGAGGAGAGUGAGAAUAUACAUCUUACUGCGAUAAAACAGGGCAAGAUAUCAUUCCUGCCUGAUCACUUCGCCAGAAUGCCGCCAGAUCUGGUGACCGCAUCAUACUUCGAACGCGGUGCUGGGAUGAUCGAGCCCAUAGUUAUUCCUGCACAUAUGAACUCGCGUUCAGCCACCAACUUCCACGAAGCCACCACUGAAGAAGAGUUCGAUGAAAAUAUUCCCGAAGACGACGGCUACGAGGAGGCAAUUGAUUGCGGGCAAGAUCUUCUCGACAUGGUUAUUCCCAAAGACCUUACAGUAAAGACUGUAGGUGAAAUAUAUGGGCCAGAGGAAAAGAUCGAAGUCAUCGAUGUUAAAUCGCAACAAGGCGAGGAGAAGAAGUGGACCAUGCAAAGAUGGAUGGAUUAUUACUACGAUACCAACUCCUCUAAAGUGGUCAAAAAUGUUAUCAGUCUGGAAGUUUCACAAUCUCCUCUAGGAAGGCUACUACGGCGACCCCGAGUGGUUCGUGACCUUGACCUCCAGGACUCAGUGUGGCCACCCGAACAGCAAGCCGUAGGAGACUACCCAAAGGUUCAAUUCUACUGUCUAAUGUCUGUUGCAGACUGCUACACCGAUUUUCAUAUCGAUUUCGGUGGAUCGUCGGUGUAUUACCACAUACUGAAGGGAAAGAAGACCUUCUUCUUCAUUCCACCCAAGGAAAAGCACUUGAAAAAGUACGACGAAUGGUGUAAUUCGCCCGCUCAGGAUACUACCUUUCUUGGAACAGAAUCCAAAGAAUGCUAUCGAGUCGACCUCUCUGAAGGUGAUACGAUGCUGAUUCCUUCAGGAUGGAUCCACGCUGUCUGGACGCCCGAGGAUAGUCUGGUGAUAGGCGGCAACUUCUUGACCAGAAUGAAUUAUUCGAUGCAGCUCAAGAUCACAAAGAUGGAAAAAGACGCCAAAGUUCCACGAAAAUUCCGAUAUCCCUUCUUUCAGAAAAUCAUGUGGCUUACCGUCUUGAAAUACCUGGCUGACGACCCUCUACCUCCUCACCUUCAGGAGGCUUUUGCCCUAGACGAAAAUUACCAGUUCUAUCGCGAAACACCGGUUUAUCACCUGGCAGUAGGUGAGACUACAGCCACGCAUGAACCGGGAUCGGAAUAUUACAAUGCAAAGUACUAUUCCCAAGGUGAAAUUGAUGGGCUUCCAGAAUUGGCCAAGUAUAUCUUGAGAACAGCAUUGAUUGCCGGCGGCUACAAGGUUGACGGUGUUACUAAGGAAACCAAGAACGCCGUCAGCAGAUCUAUUCCCAAAGGCCAAGGUGAUCCGGUUGAUAUUGCGCGGAAAUUUGGAGUUUGGGUUGCCUGGAAACGGGGUAACGAACCUGCUCCUCAGUGGACGCGCCCUGGAGCAAUUGUUAUGGAUGUAAAGGUUGAUAUGUCUGAUAAAAGACGAAGCACCCGACCACGCAAACAGUCUGAGCGUGCUCUGACUGGUUCUCAAAGGGGUAGACCAUCUCUAAGCACUUCACAGAGGCCGUCAGACCAAGGCCUCCAAGCUGCAAGUGACACGCCUUUAAGAAGCGUUUCCGCUUCUUCGGGCAGUGGAACACCAGUCCAAGAUACCCGCAGGACAUCCCUCGCGGAUAAUAAAGGGCAUGAAGGCAGUCCACUCCAGACUCCUAAAGCUGCAAGCCUUGGCCCAAAAAGGGUUGCCUGUGAUCCUUGCCGGAAACGUCGUAUUAAAUGUCGUCAUAAGGGUGAUACCGCCCCUGAAACUACUUCUGAUCUAGAAAUAGUGAAGGAGCCUAGUAGUCAUGGGAAUUCUGAUGCAGGAUACAUGCCAUUGACUGCCCCCGAGCCCAAAAAUUUAGCCGACCAGGUCAACGAUGACGCCCAUCCCCAGAAGGAUGGCAUAGCCCUACGGGAAAAUACUGUCAUUUCUAAUCCUCCAGACGCAAGCGGAAACUUGUCAAAAAAGCCUCAAGAAACAAGCCCUAGCUCGUCUAGUUCGAGCAAGAAGGGCAGGAUAAAGGCCUGUGAAGAAUGUCGGAAGAGUAAACGUCGGUGUAUCCAUGAUGAAGCCGGUCGAAUCGACCCAAUAAAGAUCCAAGAGCAGCCAAAGACAAAGCGUUCACGCACUGAUGACGAGAAAUCGACUCCUCCGAAGAAGCAAAAACGCAAUGACGAUAAAUCACCACUUACAGAAGCUGCAUCUUUAUCAGCUACCGAUAAUGGCCACGUUCAAACUAAGGUCACUAAUCCACAUGACAAGCCCCAUGUUCUCAAAUCUGAUUUCCCCAGAGAAAGCCCCCUUUAUUCGUCUCCUCCAGCCGGAAAUUCGGAGGUGGAGGCCGCACCUGAACACCCAAUGGCUGCAGAAUAUGUGCUUCCCAUUGGAAGUCUCGUAUCUCCUCCUACGUCCCUUGUCGAUGAUGUCGACGGGAUUCCUAGCUCUCUGGAUGGUGAAAGGGCUAAACCGGUAGACGGUGAACGGAAUACCGACAAAUCAUUAUCAAUCCAUACACCGACCUCCAUAUCUUAUCACCCUUCCCGCUACCCUCCCAUCUCAGUCAACACGAAGACUGCUUAUAAUUCCAAACAGCGUGCAUCUAAAGAUCGUACUUCCGCCCAUGGUCUGUCUCCAUCUUCUCCGAUAAGAUCAAAGACAUCGUCGAGACCUGGAUCAUCUCACCGUGCAAAUGAAGGUGCUGCAUCAUCAAGUUCAAGGAGGGCACAUGACCGCACAAGUUUCGCUGAGGCUGAUGUUGACCCUGAUAGCAUAAAGCUCAUUCGACAACUUCAAGAAGAAGACUUUGGGCUUCGACGGAGGACUACAAAGCCAAAGCCCUAA